AUGGUAGACAAGUUCAGCUGGGAUCUUUUGCUGUUCUGCAAAAACGGGCAUUUUGAUGAAGCGCGAAGGCUCUUCAGCUGCAUGCCGUGCUGGAGCCUCGUGUCAUUUACUACUAUGAUUUCUGUUGACUCCAAGAGAAGCAAAAUGCAAGGAAUACAAUCUGUUACUAUAAACGCGGUGCUUUUUGCAUUUGCCGAAAAUGGGCAUCUUGAUUCUGCCAAGGUAGUCUUUAGCAAAAUGCCUGCUCACAACUUGGUCUCGUGGACGAUGAUGCUGGGGGCUUUAUCUCAGCUCGCGGAUGUAGAAAGCACUUUUAAAGAGAUGCCGGAGCACGAUGUCGUCUCGUGCACUUGCGCAAUUGCAGCAUUUUCCCGUCACGGGCAUUUGGAGCUCUUCCACGCCAUGCAAUCGUGUGAUUCUAGACGACGCGCAUUGCCAUUGUUACAUCCGGGGGCACGACCGUGCCCUUGGAGCGACGAUGCGUUAGGGUCAUUGACAAUUUCAGCUUGGGGAGUCGAGGAGCAGCCCCCAUUUUGCCGCUCGCUGCCGGAUAAUCCCUGGGUAAGCGAAAUCUGCCUUUUAUUUCUUCGAGAGUUUAACUCCCGCUUCGCAGCACGAGAAAAAUGGUUUGAUGCUGUGACUCGGGCAGUCACAGGACAUCAUUCUGAGCAUGCUAUGUUUUACUUUGCAGCUGACUUCUACGUCCCCUGGAACUCCAUGGCUCUCCUCCGCAAGGCCAAUGAGAUGAUCAACAGCAAUGCUAAGAUGGGCAUUCUCAAGGACUACAUGAUGCCUUCGUAUGUACUUGCUCCAGCAGACCAUGUAUCUCCAGCAGCAACAAGCAUGAAUCCGGCAGCUGCACGAGAGCCUUGCCUCGAUCUAGAGAAGUGCGUUCUUCUCAUCAAAUCCUCCACAACAAUCGCCCAGGCCAAGUCCACUCACUCGCGAGUUCUUCCUUGUCUCAAACACUUUCCCGGCUCCCAGGCAAAGUACGUUUUUGAUGAGAUGCCACAAAGGUCCCCGGCAUCAUGGACGGCCAUGUUGGUGUCAUGCGCACGGAGUGGCUACCUUGGUGAUGCCGAGGAUAUGUACAAAUACAUGCCGUUUAAAGACAUUGUGGCCAAAACCUCUAUUCUUGUGGCAUAUGCCCAAUUGGGGCAUCUUGCUAAAGCGCUUAAAAUAUUUAGCGAGAUGCCUCGCGCUGAUCAAAUUUGCUGGAAUGCAAUGCUUUCGGCCCACACCCGAAACGGGAAUCUCAUGGACGCUAGAAGAUUUUUUAAGUCAAUGCCUGCAAGGAAUCUAUCAUCGUGGACGACUAUGCUCUUGGCAUAUUCUCAAGCUGGGCAUCUGCUUGGCGCCAGUUACAUAUUUGAUUCUAUGCCCUACAGGGACAUGGUGUGCUGGAACGCGAUGUUCACGGCAUUCUCCAUCCACGGAUGUCUGGAAGAGGCGCGAGGAAUGUUUGAAGUGAUGCCUGAGCGAGAUCUUGUGUCGUUCAAUGGGAUGCUGUGUGGAUUCGUUUACAAUUUUGCCAGGGAUUUGGAGCACGAGAUGGUGGAGGAAUCGAGAAAACUUUUUGAUUCAAUGCCGGAGCGUGAUCAUGUCCUGGACGAACAUGAUCUGCCUGUAUGGCCAGAGUGGAGAUCUGGAAAAGGCGCGAGAAGUAUUUAA
This is a messenger RNA of Selaginella moellendorffii, 1671 nucleotides long. RefSeq names its product pentatricopeptide repeat-containing protein At1g09410, mitochondrial. The coding region runs from base 1 to 1671 and encodes 556 amino acids. NCBI's taxonomy places the organism in Eukaryota, Viridiplantae, Streptophyta, Lycopodiopsida, Selaginellales, Selaginellaceae. The record is from RefSeq and is a predicted model, not a curated record. Gene Ontology annotation, biological process: RNA modification. The transcript has 6 exons. Gene Ontology annotation, molecular function: protein binding; RNA binding.